AUGGCCGACCAACAGCCUUAUGGUUCCGACUCAACCCCACAGCCUCAACAACCUCCCACUCUUACUCCGAUCUCUCUACCAACACAUAGCUCAGGCCCCUCUCCUGUUCCCCUCCUCCGACCCGCCAUUCCUGGCGCCAGAAGUGGUGGAGCUCGCACACCGAGACUUGGACUUGCUAUUCCCCCAUCACCCAAUGCCAAAGCUCUAGGCAACCAAGGGCAACCGGUGGCCGCCCCCUCGAGGCCUCCUCUACCGACGUUGCAUCUCGCAACUCCCAUGGGUAGUCAGGUCACUCCUCAUGAACAGCUUCCUCGAUCUCAAUGUGCUACCCAACCAUCAGCCGGCGGCGGCAGUGAGAGUAGCGCUGCUCACUCCAGGUCUGGUAGCUUCGGACCUCUGGAUGGUAGAGCAAGCAAUCCCACCUCUGCGGGAUCUCAGUACUCAGCCCUGUCAUUUGCUUCGCAAUAUGGCAUUGGAGUGUCAAGACCUCAGGGAACUCCAGACCCUGUGUCUGCCGUAGGGUCUAUAUACUCUGAAAGAAGCGAAGGUGGUGUAUCUAUGGAGCGAGAUGGAAGCCUGCAAGGACUCGAGGCCUUUGAUAAGCUGAGCCUUGAGAAGGCUAGGACUCUCGAUGUCGACGAACUGGACGAAGAGGGAUGGAGAAUUGCCAGCUUGGAGAAGAGAAUUGUCGAAAUAGAUGGCCUUGGUGAAGGUGCUGGUGGCGCUGUAACAAGAUGCAAGCUCAAGGGUGGUAACACUAUUUUUGCCCUGAAGGUCAUUACUACGAAUCCGGACCCAGAUGUCAAGAAGCAGAUCCUCAGAGAGCUAGGGUUCAACAAGGAGUGCGCUUCAGACCACAUUUGCAAAUACUACGGUGCGUUCGUCGACCCUGCCACAGCCACUAUCUCUAUCGCGAUGGAGUUCUGUGAGGGCGGAUCGUUAGACAGCAUCUACAAGGAGGUGAAACGCCUGGGAGGUCGAACAGGAGAGAAAGUACUGGGAAAGAUCGCCGAGGGUGUACUGGGCGGACUUACAUAUCUGCAUACCCGGCGAAUCAUUCAUCGUGACAUCAAGCCAUCGAACAUUCUGCUUUGCCGAGAUGGAGCUGUCAAACUCUGCGAUUUCGGUGUCUCGGGCGACUUCGGUACUAAGGGCGAGGCCAACACUUUCAUUGGCACCAGUUAUUAUAUGGCACCUGAACGUAUCACAGGCCAGUCUUACACCAUCACCUCGGAUGUUUGGUCAACAGGAGUUACGCUUCUCGAGGUCGCGCAGCAUCGCUUCCCUUUCCCAGCAGACGGCACAGAAAUGCAACCAAGGGCUGGUCUUAUUGAUCUACUUACGUACAUUGUACGACAGAAUGUGCCUAAGCUGAAGGACGAGCCUGAAAUGGACGUGUAUUGGAGUGACAACUUCAAAUACUUUAUCGAGUGCUGCUUGGAAAAACAACCCAAUCGCCGAGCCAGUCCCUGGAAGAUGAUGGAGCACCCUUGGAUGGUUGAAAUGCGUACCAAGCGUGUCAACAUGGUCAAGUAUCUAUCUUUCGUCUGGGGUUGGGAUGACAAGCCAAAGGACUCUUAG
Molecule: messenger RNA, 1581 nt
Organism: Fusarium sp. VM40
Lineage: Eukaryota; Fungi; Ascomycota; Sordariomycetes; Hypocreales; Nectriaceae
Source: the annotation of a GenBank genome assembly